Molecule: messenger RNA, 795 nt
Organism: Mesocestoides corti
Lineage: Eukaryota; Metazoa; Platyhelminthes; Cestoda; Cyclophyllidea; Mesocestoididae
Source: the annotation of a GenBank genome assembly
AUGGAAGAGUUAGAUUAUUAUUCUGUACUUAAAGUAGAUCGCAACGCUGAUGGAGAGACUAUAAAGAAGGCCUAUCGCAAGUUGGCUCUGAAAUGGCAUCCUGAUAAGAAUCCGGAUAACAAGGAGGAGGCGGAGAGGCGGUUCAAGCUUGUGAGUGAGGCGUAUGAGGUUCUCUCAGACCCUCAGAAGCGAAGGAUUUAUGACGUUCACGGCAAGGAAGGCCUUUCAAAUGGAGGUCCAUCACCAAGCAACUUUUCUGGAUAUGAUGCUUUUAGUUCUUUUCAUUUUACCGACCCAUUCGAGCUUUUUGCUGAGGUCUUUGGUGCAUCUGUUUUUGAUUUAUUUGGUACCGGUUUCUCUGUACACGAACCUCAUGGUCAUUCCCGUGUUCAUCGAUCUCAUGGAAGUACUCGAGCCCACAAUCGUCGUCAACACAAUCCAUAUGAACCCAGUCGUCGCCAAACAGUCCCAUCACAUCAUUCAAAUGAUUUAAUGUCAGGUAUGGGAUUUGGUGGCGGUUUGUUUGGGAACUUUUUUGGUGGACUCCUUGGCAGUCCGUUUGGAGGAAUGGAUGGAUUCUCUUCGGUGACUUCGUUCAGUAAUGGUGGAUUUGGCGGCGGUCACUCUCGGUCCGUCUCUUCAUCAACUCGAAUCGUCAAUGGACAAACAAUACGCACUACUACGGUACGUGAAAAUAACGUCGAAACAAUCACAGAAGAGGUUAAUGGUCGCGUUGUUCGCACAGAAACACGCCAAUGCCAAGGCAACCCUUCCAGUAUUUAUCUUAGUUUCUGA